This is a messenger RNA of Oncorhynchus tshawytscha (Chinook salmon), 2875 nucleotides long. RefSeq names its product growth/differentiation factor 10. The transcript is spliced from 3 exons. Gene Ontology annotation, biological process: SMAD protein signal transduction; BMP signaling pathway. The record is from RefSeq and is a predicted model, not a curated record. NCBI's taxonomy places the organism in Eukaryota, Metazoa, Chordata, Actinopteri, Salmoniformes, Salmonidae. The coding region runs from base 139 to 1755 and encodes 538 amino acids. Gene Ontology annotation, cellular component: extracellular region. Gene Ontology annotation, molecular function: growth factor activity; cytokine activity.
CCUCUGGCUGUAAAGGAGAAACAAGUGUUAAAGUAGCUCUGAGGAGAGUAAACUAACCUCCAGCAUCCACACGGCAUAAAAGAAGAGUAACAGCGGACGCCUUUAUUACAGACACCAUCAUUACAAGUCAUUCCUCGGAUGUGCGUUUUCUCCCUUGAAGUAAAGGAUUUUGUGUUUGUUUCUGAAAUGGCAGUCUGGUUCGAGUUUACCGCGCACAUGCUUUUUCUAAUGCUAGGUUGUUGUCUUGGAACUUUGGAGGGUCGGACCUCGAGCCGAACCCCAUGGGGCUUGCAGGGACAGGGCAGCGAUGGAACCGAUUCUCCGUUUGACCGAGACAGAGCUAAUCAGGAUGUGGUCUCACAGCACAUGUACAGGCUGUAUGAGAAAUACAACAGAGAUCUGAAACGACUCAGAGAGGGAAACACUGUCAGGAGUUUCAGAGCCAGCCAAGACUCGUCUGACCAGAGGACGUUUUACCAUCUGAACCUGACGUCUCUCCAGGACUCAGAGCUCAUCCUCUCUGCCACGUUUCACUUCUUGUUCGACCAGUGCCCACGGCCAAGGGCCUGGUUGGGCAAACGCUACAAAAUCCCGGCCUGUCGCUCUCUACACCUCCACCCUGCUCCCUACAUCCACCUCUUCCUUCACUCCAACCCCUCUGGGUCAGGGUUCAAUCCAGGGUCGCAGGUGUCAUUGCUAGGCAACAUGACAUUUCACCCUAACCAGAAAGGGUUGUGGCAGAUGCAGGACGUGACUGUGGCGAUAAAAGAGGCCAGGGAAAAGGGCAGUCAUUUUGUGUCGGUGGAGCUGGACUUUGGGCUGCAGUACCACAGACAGCCAGAGGACACACUGUCGGGGGCCAGUCUACCUUAUUUGUUGAUGUAUGCUGAUGACCAUGCGCUAGAUGAGCCCAAUAGUGUGGCACAGACUUUACAGAGGUAUGGCCCUGAGGCUGAGGUGAAGGAAAAUUCUUCUCACCCUUCUCGUCUUCCCCCUAAACAGGGGUCAAAGGGUCGUGUGAGAAGGGGGGUACCAUCAAACCCAGACUCCAUCCAGAACAACGAGCUACCAGAGGUGGAGUACAGGCCUAGCGGAUCCAGGAAAGAUGACCUGUUUGAAACCGCCUACCACACCCUGAAACCUAUCAAUCCCAAGCCUGGGAGGAAGGAGAGGAUGAGGAACGGCCAGGACGGAGAGGAAGAAGUGAAAGAUGGAGAGAGGGAUGGAGGGAGUCAAUCGCCAGUUCUGAGCUUGGACGAGAGGACCCCAAAGAAGAGCAGCGAUGGAGGGAGUAGGUUGCAAGACAACAUUGAGGGAAGGAGUGAUGAAAGAAACGAUAGAGGGAAGGCAGGAGGAAGUAAGUCUCCAAUGCUGAGUUUUGAUGAGUGGACAAUGCGCAAGGCGAAGAAGAGACAGUGGGAAUCGGAGCCCCAGAUUAGGAGCUGCUCUAGGAGGACACUCAGGGUCGACUUUGCCGAUAUCGGCUGGAGUGAGUGGGUCCUGGCGCCUGAAGCCUUCGAUGCCUUUUACUGCGCUGGAACCUGUGGAUUCCCCAUGCCCAAGGUGCUGCAUCCCUCUAACCAUGCAACCAUCCAGAGUAUAGUCCGUGCGGUUGGGAUAGUUCCAGGGGUCCCAGAGCCCUGCUGUGUCCCAGAGAAGAUGAGCCCUCUGGUAGUUCUCUACCAGGACGAGGGAGGUAACCUGGUGCUCAAGGUCUACCCCAGCAUGUCUGUGGAGAGCUGUGCCUGCAGAUAGACCCAAAGGACAGAGGGGAACAAUGUUGGACAAGACAGGAUGGAAUGGCAGGAAUUUAAAAGGAAAAAGGGAGAAAAAAAAGGGAAGGAAAAAAAGACGAGAUAUAUUCAUAAACGGACGGAUGAGUUGAGGUGUCUGUCCAUCUCUUCGUCCCUUGUGUCCCUCAGGCGUUUGACGCUGAGAUAGGUGAACGCAAAGAAGUGUUGAAGAAGCACGUUAUCUGUCGUUGCAGCACCAGUCAUGUCCUCCAGUAGCAGUAGACACACGCCACCACAAUAUUCUCCACAUCUACCAUACCCUCGACAAAGCAGCAUCACCACUUCAAGGACUACAGGUACUGAGAGAGCUCUCUCCCUCCAAACAACUAAUUCAAAUCGUUACGUUCAAAAACCAGGGCUGCUUGACUGGCGCUGUGUUUAUUUUUAUUUUUUUAGGCACUGAUCAUGCUUACUUUAAUAUACCCAUUUCAGACAGAAGAUGGGGCAUGUUACCUGUAAAAAAAAAAAACCUGAGUGUACAACACACCUUCCUAAUACUGAGUAGCUCACCCCCUCCUCUUUUCCAUCAGAACAGCCUCAAUUCCCCGUGGCAUGGACUCUAGGAGUCAAAAGCGUUCCACAGGGAUGCUGGUCCAUGUUGACUCCAAUGGUUCCCAUAGUUGUUUCAAGUUGGCUGGUGGAUCAUUCUUGAUACAGACAGGAAACUGUCGAGCGUGUGGAAAAACCCAGCAGCGUUUCAGUUCUUGACACAAAGCGGUAUGCCUGGCACCUACUACCAUAACCCGUUCAACAGCACUUAAAUCUUUAGUCUUGCCUAGGGCAAGUUGCGGUGGCCAUAUUACCGCAACCGUGGCGGCACGUCAUGACGGCAGUCAAAUUCCACGUUUAGUCACGGUAAUUAGGCCUACCAAACUAGUAUCCUACCAAACUUGUCAUUCUUAUCACUCUGACAUCAAUGCAAUUGUUAUUGAAAAUCAGGAGUAUAACCUACCUGACUGGUAUGAAAAUGAAACACCAGGAAAAACAUCCUAAAUUCUCUAUUUAAGUGCAUAGAUGACAUGUCAUUUUUUCCCCUGCCCCUGUUUCCAGACAGGUGCAUGAUAAUGGUCUAUUCUAAAUCA